Messenger RNA from Poecilia reticulata (guppy), 1370 nucleotides. RefSeq names its product carbonic anhydrase 1-like. NCBI's taxonomy places the organism in Eukaryota, Metazoa, Chordata, Actinopteri, Cyprinodontiformes, Poeciliidae. Gene Ontology annotation, cellular component: cytoplasm. The record is from RefSeq and is a predicted model, not a curated record. Gene Ontology annotation, biological process: carbon dioxide transport; regulation of pH. Gene Ontology annotation, molecular function: zinc ion binding; carbonate dehydratase activity.
GUUAGAUGAAAACCGAAAGCGCAUCAAUCUGCAUGUUUCUCCGACAUGAAUGAGGAAUUUGGAGCCUUGGAUUGAUACGGAGCGUCGCUUCAGCGCGUCUGAACUCCUCCCGCGGUCACUAUACGCGGGCAUCAUGUGGCCACCACCAGCCUGGCAGACGCGCCGCGCACAGGCUAUAUAAGCUCGGCAGCUGUCAGGUGGAGGACACUGGCAGCUCUGCACUGCAUUGCUCUGUUCUGCGCUGGGAGAUUACACAGCCUCUGCAGAAAACACAUUAGCAAUGUCUCACGCUUGGGGAUACGGAGCGCAUACCGGACCCGAAAAAUGGGCUGACAGCUUUCCAAUCGCGAACGGACCCCGCCAGUCUCCCAUCGACAUCGUUCCGGGUGACGCUUCAUACGACCCGGCGCUGAAGCCGCUCGUCCUGAAGUACGACCCGUCCACCUGCCUGGAGAUCCUCAACAACGGCCAUUCCUUCCAAGUGACCUUCCUAGACGACAUCGACAGCUCAACUCUGAAAGACGGACCCGUCUUAUUUAACCACAGACUGAAACAGUUUCAUUUUCACUGGGGGUCUUCAGACGACCACGGCUCUGAGCAUACUGUGGCCGGGACCAAAUACCCGGCUGAACUCCAUCUGGUGCACUGGAACACUAAAUAUGCAAGCUUUGGAGAAGCCGCCAGUCAACCUGACGGGCUUGCUGUAGUUGGAGUCUUCCUGAAGAUCGGUGAAGAAAACCCUAAUCUCCAGAAACUUAUUGACGAGUUUGACUCAAUUAAGACCAAAGACAGCCAAUGUUCCUUAGCUGACUUCAACCCUGAGACGUUGCUGCCUGGUUGCCUGGACUACUGGACGUACGAGGGCUCUCUGACCACGCCCCCUCUGCUGGAAAGCGUCACUUGGAUCGUCUGCAAAGAGCCAAUCAGCGUCAGCUCUGUGCAGAUGGCCAAGUUUCGCAGCCUCCUCUUCUCCGGAGAGGGCGAGGCUGAAUGCUGCAUGGUGGACAACUACCGCCCUCCGCAGCCACUCAAAGGUCGCACUGUCCGUGCUUCCUUCCAGUAGUUCCCAUCCCCCUCUUCUGCCCCUUUUCCUCCCUUCCCCCUUUCAGAAAUACCUUUCUUUGCUGCAAACCAUAGGAAGAAGACAUAUCUCUCUCUGUCCAGCUCUAAACUUCAAACUCCUGUAAAACCGCUGCAUUUAUUUCUGGAUCCAAGAAGCAUGGCCUGUUAAAGUUUGUUUUUAAAGGGGCAGUAUUAUGUACUUUCAGGACACAUAGUGCCAUAAAAUGCUGUCAAGAAAAGAAAAUUGACUUUGCAAUUUAACACCUUGGAAUUGGGCCUCUGUCUCUUUAAGAAGCUCCUGCUCUUUU